Messenger RNA from Alexandromys fortis (reed vole), 4482 nucleotides. RefSeq names its product ribosomal RNA processing 1B (gene Rrp1b). Gene Ontology annotation, biological process: rRNA processing. Gene Ontology annotation, cellular component: preribosome, small subunit precursor; nucleus. Lineage: Eukaryota; Metazoa; Chordata; Mammalia; Rodentia; Cricetidae. The transcript has 16 exons. Bases 69 to 2345 code for a protein of 758 amino acids. The record is from RefSeq and is a predicted model, not a curated record.
CAGGCGCAAUACAGACUGCUCGGUGGCGAGCUGCACGCGCGCAGCCUGGGGAUGCUGGAGCUGGUGCGAUGGCUCCCGCCAUGCAGUCGGCCGAGCUCCAGUUCGCUCAGCGGCUGGCCUCCAGCGAGAAGGGUGUCCGCGACCGCGCAGUGAGGAAGCUGCGGCAGUAUCUCAGCGCGAGGACGCAGAGCGACACAGGUUUCAGUCAGGACGAACUCCUAAAAAUAUGGAGAGGACUCUUCUACUGCAUGUGGGUUCAGGACGAACCCCUUCUGCAGGAGGAGCUAGCGAACAUUAUUUCCCAACUCAUCCAUGUUGUUCACAGCUCAGAGGCUCAACACCUGUUCCUUCAGACCUUCUGGCAAACCAUGAACCGAGAGUGGGAAGAGACAACAGACGAGCUGCAGCUGGACAAGUACUGCAUGCUGAUCCGCCUGGUCCUGAGGCAGUCCUUUGAAGUUCUCAAGCGGAAGGCCUGGGAAGAAAGCCAAAUCAAACUUUUCCUGGACGUCCUGACAAAGGAGAUCCUGAGUCCCGAGAGUCAGUCUUCCGACGGAGUGAGGAACCACUUGAUUGAUGCCUAUUUGGAUGAGCUUUCCAUUGUGGGAGGGAGAGAGCUUUUAGCGCAUCAGAACCUCAAGCUAAUUGAUCCAUUCUGCAGAAUUGCCGCCAAAACUAAGGACCACGCACUGGUACAGACUAUAGCUAGGGAUGUUUUUGAAGUCAUUAUAGAUCAGUCUGCUUUUGUACCUGAAGAGACUGUGGAGGAGCAGAGAACCAAAGUGGGUGACAGUGGCCUCUCUGCCCGAGAGACCCCUGCAGACAAGCUGGCCUGUACAAAAGCAGUCUGCGGGAAGAAGGCUGCACUGGGUGAAUGCCUCGGAGAUGGAGCCCUUGGCAACAGAGAAAGAGACAGCUGGGCAGCAUUCAAGAAUUCAGGGUCAUCUCUCCAGUUUGACUUAAAGGCUGUUGCUGAUCGACUCUUAGAAGUAGCCAACUCAAAGAGCACCCCUCCCUUCAACCGGAAGCGGCUCUUCAGACUGAUCAGAAAGUUCCAGAACCCCUCUGAAGGCAAUAGUGCUCAACUCAGUUUUGCUCAGGACAUUAGUGCUGAUGAAAAUGGUCAAGCCCUAAGUCAGAGGAAGCACAAGAAGAAAAGAAAGAAGCUUUUAGAGAGAGCCGCCUUGGACAAGGAGAAAGGAAACAUAGUCUCUCUUGAUGGUGAAGAGGACAAUGGAGGCAACAUUCCCAAGAAGAAAAGGAAAAAGAAGAAGAAGAGCCACUUCCAGGCUGAGACUCAGGACCUGGGUGCUGUUAUCAUGCCACCAGCAGAGAGUACUGACCUUGAGCCCAACAAUGCCAAGAGGCAGACCCCACAGGCGUGUGUGACUGGGCCUGCAGCAGAGCCCACAGCUAGCAUCAAAGAGAACAGCUCCGAGCCAACACCCAUCUUUCCCACGCACAAGAAAAGGAAGCGGCCAAGAAAGAAGAGCCUGAGGGCCCACAGAGAGCUUUGGAAAUCUAUCCCUUUGUCUCAGGAGGAUGUAGCAGAGAAUGAUCCUAGCAAUGACCGGCCCCAGAGCUCUGCUGCCCAAGUUUCUUCCUCAGAAGGUGUCCAACGGAAGAGGAAACGGAAACUCAGGGCUGUCCCUGUCAACAGUGGUGGCUUGACUGUACAGAAGGCAGGCACCCCAACAAGCCCUAGCGAAGAGAAAGAUAGCCAGACCACCCUGCCCCAGUGCAAGAGGCCACAGAAGAAGACAGUGUCCUGCAGUCUUGACCUCCAUGAUCUGUCCAGUCAAAAAUCAGCAAUCUUAAAAAAGAGGAAGAAAAUGAAGCUGAUGUCAAAGUUGGUGGAACACAACGGAGUGACUGAGUCCAGCGCCGGGCAGAUCCCAGCUCUGCUAAGGGGGGAGUGCCCAGAACGUGGUGCUGGGCUUGACCAGGAAAGCAACAGGAAUCUGAAAAAGCCGCUGAAAAUGGAGGAUGACUUUGUGAAGUUUGACACCCACUUCUUACCAAAGCCCCUGUUCUUCAGGAAAGCAAAGAGCAGCUCUGCCAUCCGUCCCCAAAGUCCUGCUGUCCAGCUGAAUAAAACACCCUCCAGCUCCAAGAAAGUCACCUUUGGAUUGAAUAGAAACAUGACUGCAGAAUUUAAGAAGACAGACAAGAGUAUCCUGGUCAGCCCCACAGGCCUCUCCAGAGUGGCUUUUAACCCUGAGCAGAGGCCACUGCACGGAGUGCUGAAGACGCCAACCAGCUCCCCCGCCAGCACUCCUAUGUCAACCAUGAAGCUACCAGCCACCACUCCGAAAAGAAGGCCAAGGGCUGCGGACUUUUUCUGAGAGCCAGCAUCCCUUUUUAAAGACUGCUUUUAUACUGGAUAUUCUAUAAAUUAUAACUUUUAAAUGUGGGCUUUUUAAUUAUUUUACAAAUCCCCGUGAACGGGGCGAAUGUUCCAGGCCUGAGCUGCUGUCCCUGUCCCUCCUUGCCUGAGGUGCAGGCCAUGGUUCUGGUCUGAGUCCAUGCACACUCAAGAGGAGGACUAAGUGAUGUGGGUAUGAGGAGCCCCUCUCCUCGGUGCCGUUGCUGCACCUACCGCAGUUGGUGCCGUUCUGGUUACUCGUCUAAGUCUGCCCUUGUGAAAGCAUGUCAGCUUCUGGCCCAUUCUGUGGAUUCUGUGGGCGUUUGGCUGUUUCUCUUGAAUGAGCAAUAGUGUAGCUUUUCUACGUGUGACCAGCACGGGGUGGACAGGUGCGGGAUGGAGAAAAGCCACUCUGUCCAUGAGGCUUUUUCUCCUCGGCCUGAACUGUCCCUGUCUUCCUACCUCUAUAGCAAGCCCAAAGUGUCUUUUCAGGAGGGCCAGUGCCCCCAGGCUGCUGCCCACACACGCACAGUUUCCCAGGCCUCGGGCAUAGUUCUCAAGCUCAGUAAGUGAGCCCAGGGCCUCUCUGGCUGCACCUGCUUUUUUUUUUCCCCAGUGUUGUCUGGACCCCAGGCUCUUGGCAGAACAGGAAGUUGGCCGCAUGUGCUGGCAGCUCUGUUACCUAGCACACAAGCACCUGCAUCCGCAGGUUUUCUGCAACACUUCAAGCUUGCAUUAGUGCAGAAUCCCGGGGAGACGCUCAGGCUUCCAAUGAAACAAAUCUGACUUUUUCAGAGCAAAGCCUACUUGGCAAUUGGCCUUGUCUAAGGAAACUACCUUGGGUCUGAAGGGUGGAGCCUCAGGAAGGGGCACAGCCAGAGGCCCAGAUCCUCCUGGUUUUGCCUUGAGGCCCUGGCUCCCAAGCACUCAAAAGUGCUAUCAGUUUGCCCUAUGCUCAGGGUAUGCCCGGGUACCUCCUACUCUGUGCACCCUUAUGCAGAAGCCCCAGUAGAGGAUAUCAGGUCACUACUGCAGGGAUCGCAGAGUUGCUAAGUCUGCCUCUGGCUUUACUCCUAAACACAGUCAAGGGGUCCACUUCCUGUUGUUGGACCAACUGACUCAUGGAUAACAUUCCUGAGAGGAAUGAAAUGACUUUGUCUUUUGCCUGCUCAGUAAUGAAGUAUAUCAAUAGGCCAUAAAAAAUAGAGAUAUUAUGCUGUUGUCAGAAUAGGUCGUGUGCAGUGUAACUUGUGGUGGCAUGACCACAGUGUGCUGAGUUUGACAGUCAUACUCAAAACAACCUGUGUAGAAAAGAUUAAGGUUAAGGCAGCAACUGCCGUUAGCUUUUCAUUUACAAAGUUCAACAUGUCCAGUAAUUUUUUUUUUUUCAUUUUAAAGUUAUGUUAUAUAGCCAAGUUUUGUGAAGCAGCAGGCAGCGGUAGUAGAAACAUCCGCAGCAUUUUCACGCUAGCUACCCAUCCUCAGGGACCAGUGAGCAUCCUGGAAGCACAUGUAAUUCCUGCCGAAAUUACUCCCGGGGCAGAGGGCAACCUCUGAGUGCUGGGUUUACAGGUGGGCACUGCUGUGCCAGACCAAGAUUUUUGGUUUUAUUUCUUAUGCGCACAACACAGGGAGGCUCUGCCACAUGAAGGAGUACGUUUAGGAUGCCAUCGUUGUCCUUGAUGUGUGUUAUUUCCUCUAGUAAAAUUGCCGGGGAGGCCAGAGAAGCAGAUCUUAGUGCUGGUGACCUAAACAGCACUUGAGAAGAUGAUGGUCUUAGGAGUGUGGAUGUGGUCAUUUUUACAGUUUAAUUUCAAACUUUCUUUUUUCUCCCAGCUCCCCAGGAGCUCUCGUGUAUCCCAUGUGGCCCCACACUGGUGGUCGUCCUGCCUCAUCCUCCCUAGUGCUGGGACACAGUCCCCUUUCCGAACUGAAGCACUGGGAGCCUGAGGGCUCAGGAAGCAGUGGCCUCCCUGGGAAGUAGGUUUGUGUUCUCUGUGGAUCACCAACUGCCCACAGUGUAGUUUGUUUACGAUCAAAUUGUAUUGGUUUCUCCAGGGCUUGUCGGUACAAACCAAAGCCAAGAGCAAUUAAAAGAAAUAUGUUUUUAUCCUCAA